This is a messenger RNA of Mytilus californianus (California mussel), 7760 nucleotides long. Its product is annotated as toll-like receptor 4. Gene Ontology annotation, molecular function: protein binding; transmembrane signaling receptor activity. The transcript has 2 exons. Bases 1191 to 3176 code for a protein of 661 amino acids. Gene Ontology annotation, cellular component: membrane. The record is from RefSeq and is a predicted model, not a curated record. Lineage: Eukaryota; Metazoa; Mollusca; Bivalvia; Mytilida; Mytilidae. Gene Ontology annotation, biological process: toll-like receptor signaling pathway; immune response.
CUAACCAAUUGGUAGCCGAGAGGUUUCGUCGAUAUGUUAAUGUCAGUCACACAUAACAGAUUUCAAGGACGGGUUAGAUUCCCAGUGAAGGCAUAUAAAAAAUUACACAAAAAUUAAAGCUUUAAACCAUUGGUUAGAUUAGUUUAGGGAGUAUACAUCAGCACCUGAUAGUCUUGUUCUGUCUUUUCUCAAUAAUCGGUUGAAUUUACUGGAUCCCGCUAGCAUACAUAACAUAAUACAUUGUUAUGUUAUUAGAAUUCAAGAUUUUUUGUUUAAACUUUGUUUAUACUAGUGUCCCUUUCUAAACAAGGCAGUAAUUCAAACAUCUUGAAAUUGUUGUGAAGUAGGAUGUCUGUAUUAUGGAAUAUAAGUUUGUUAGGAUUACUAUUACUGCCGGUAAGCAGUUUGUCUGAUGAUAAUAUGACAAAAACUUGUGCAGAAUGUGACUGCAAUCGAAUAGUUAUAAAUUGUGCAAAUAAUGGAUUAAACAGAUACCCAAAUUUCAGUUUAUAUGAAACCGUCAGAACAAUUAACUUUAGCCACAAUAAUUUUGAAUAUAUCCCAGACGCUUAUUUGUUACCUGAUCAACUACUUAUUUUGGACCUUUCGUUUAAUAAAAUCAAUAGAUCUGAAAACUAUUCAUUAUCAGAGUUAAAAACUCUUCAACAAAUUGAUUUGAGUAAUAAUAAUUUUCACUCGGUAUUGGACGGUAGAAAGUUACCGGAAUCAGUUAUUCAUUUAGAUAUGUCAGUGAAUAAGAUCAAUUCAUUCGGACGUCAGCCCUUUGCAAAUUCUAGAAGGCUUCGGGUUUUAGAUCUUCACCAGAACCUACUGAGUUACAACAGAACGGUAUUCCAACGAAAUGUCUUCAAUAAUCUGCAAAGUUUAACCGAUCUAAAUAUCGGUCAGAAUGGAUAUGACACAACUGAACCCGUGUAUCCUGAGGAAGUUUUUAAACACUUAAAAUCUCUCCGUACCUUAGUUAUUGAUGGCUUCUUGACCACAUCAUUUGGAAAAGUAUUUUCAGAAAUGAAAAAUCUGCAGGCGUUAUCUAUCAAUAAUCUAAUGCUGCCAAAUCUCGGAAUUGAAACCAUCACGGAAAACUAUUUUGAAAAUUUAUCUCAAAUAACUGCUUUAGACAUUUCAUUAAAUGGAAAGAUCUAAGAAGUUUAGAUAUAUCAUUCAAUUCGAUGUUAGGAUUUUGUGGUUUUCGUAAUAUAACACAAGAUUUACCAAAUACAGAUAUCAAAGUCUUGAAGGCAAAUCAAAUCUAUUGUCCAUACGGAUUCAGUACUAUUCUUUUCGUUGAUGACAUCAAACCACUUAAAGACACAAAUCUAACUGAAUUAUAUUUGGAUGGGAAUAGACUUGAGAUGACAGAGGAUCUAGCGCCGACUUACUUACCGAAAACUUUAAGGGUACUGAGUCUUAUGGGCAACCGAUUACGGUUAGACAAAUAUAAAGUAGACGGAAUUCUCACACUAACAGGUAUUAAUUCCUUAUUUCUGAGUUCUCAAGACCAAACCCAGUCGCAACAAGUACACUCUGGAUGGUUUGUUUGUAAUGAUUUCACAGAUACAAUUCAAUGUUUAUCAGACCGAAAAUCCAAUAAACAAUCUUGUAUGUUACAAAAACAAAAUGGAGGCGUAUCUUCACAACAACGUCAGGUCUCUUAUGAAUCCGACGAAUUCGGUUUGAUAGCUGAAACAUAUUCUUCCGAUGAUGCAAACUUUGUGGAUUCUGUCAAACAUCCAAGGACUCGAGAUAUCCAGUCGUAUCCACAUCUAACGGCUGCAGAUAUCCAACCAUACCCACCUCCCAACUGUACAUUUGAUCCCCGAAUCUCCUUUGUCAAUAUGAUUCCACCAAAUACAAAAUAUAUUUAUUUUGAAAGUUCUAACCUCGGUGAUAUAAUCAUUCCAAACUGGAUGAGCAAUGAUACGUUAGAAUACAUUUCUUUACGUGGAAAUAAUUUUCAGUAUUUUCAGGGACCAGUUUGUAAUGUUACAAACGUUAAGAUUUUAGAUCUUUCUGAAAACAUGUGUUUAAACAUCUACGCACAUUUUUUCAUUGGGUUCAUUAAUCUAGAAGAACUAUUCAUACAGGGAAAUUUACUUGGAGAUGCCAUGAAAACAUUUGAAAACGGCGAACUAUUUGAAAAGCAGUUGAAGUUAAAAAUUCUGAAUAUAUCUUCAAAUCGGAUAACUACAUUACCAAAAAAUUUUUUCGCUCAUGUUCCAAAUAUUAAAACUCUUGAUAUCAGCCAUAAUCUUCUGACUGACUGGAAUGUUACGAUUUCUCAUCUGUGGAAGCUUAAUGUUGUAGAUUUGUCCUAUAACCAGAUUACUUUCCUAUCAGAUAAGGCGAUGGAAAAGCUUGACAAAAUAACGUCACAAAAUAUACAAAUUAAAAUGAUGCACAAUCCUUUUGAAUGCUCUUGCGACUCUCUCUCUUUUCUUCUCUGGUAUAAAAAACAUCGAAAACGAAUGGGAUCGUAUUCAAAUGUAACUUGCAAGAAUAGUAAACGAGAACUGAUAUAUGUCAAAGAUGUGCUGUUAAGCUUACAGAAAAAGUGCAGUUCUAAAGUUGGAUUGAUUAUAGGAGCUGGUUUAUUUCUAUUUCUAUCACUUGGAAUGAUUUUCGGAGCUAUUGUUUAUAGAUAUAGAAUUAGGCUAAAGUAUUCGUUUCAUAUGUUUAAAAGACAAUAUUUUGGAGGUUACGAGCCACUCCAUGUCAUACAGAAUUAUACAUUUGAUGCAUUUAUCUCAUAUGCCGACAAGGAUCGACAAUUUGUAAUAAAUCGUUUGAUAGAAUUAGAAAAUAAAAAGGGAAAGAGAUUAUGUAUUCACCAUCGAGAUUUUAUACCAGGGAAUGAAAUUGCCGAAAAUAUUAUAAAUGGUAUUCACCAUAGCAGAAAGACCAUUUGUUUAAUAACACGUGAAUUUCUUAAGUCUGAUUGGUGUAAUUAUGAAUUUAACAUUGCUCGCAUGGAGGGAAUUUGUUCACGUGAAAGGAAAAACAUUAUAAUUAUUAUCUUAAUGGAAGAUAUUCCAUACAAACAAUUACCAAUCCGGAUAAUGGAAUUGAUAGUAGAAGAAACCUAUUUGAGUUAUGCAGACUGUUUGAAUGAUGAUGAUAGAUUUUUGGACUUGCUUGCGACGGCAAUUGAAAACUAAAUCAAAAGUAAAGCUAAAAGUAACUCGGUUUUAGACGCCAUAAAAACAGUAAACUGAUUUACAAUAUUUCUUUCAAAAUCAUAUACAAUCUAAAAAUAACAUUGUGACGCUUGAAGAAAUAUUGACAUGGAUAAUAUUGCUAAUUUAAAGCGGACGAUGUAUCUCUAUGUAAAUAAUAUAAUUAUUUUUUCUGAUUCGUAAUUUGAGUAUUUACCACCGACAGACUGUUUUCUUAUAUUUCGCCGCGAUAUAGUCUGUUUGUGUUGAGGCGGAUUAAAGCAACCACCAAUCAAUCGGUCAACUGUUGUAUUAUAUGGACAGAAUAUUAAUAUUAUAGAUAAGGAAAACAAUAAACCAACAUCUUUUAAUUAGUACAAUAAUUCAUACUGCUCAUUGACAGUUCUGAACAUCUGAAUUCCAUUAAAAUCUGUCUGUCUUCCAAAAGAGCCUUAUUGGGCACUACAGAGAUAAUACAAAGAAGCCAUAUCACCCAGUUAGCCAACUCUUCAAGCAGUCAGGCCGCAAACCCAUUAGAGACGCAUUUUAUUUCGACAACUGUACGAUUUAUUUUUUCAACUGAAAAGUCGAUUGGUUGUGAGAUAAGGUUAUCAAUUUUCAUUUACUGUUUUUGUCUUGAAUUCACCAAAACGAUGUGAGCACCCACAAAUGCAUGAUUUAUCCUCACUGAAAUUCAAGCAAAAAGUGUCCAGACAUUAACGGCAAUACUGCUAUCACUGUAUUUAGCGUUUUAAACCAGUCGACUCAAAUGGCUAUGUAAAACAUAGCUUUUGUUUGUAGAGAUAUGCCUUAAGGAUCUCGGCUCAUUGUAUCAAUAGUUCGAACUCAAAUUCAAAAAUCUAACAAAUGUACAAAAUGUGUAGUCUAGUAAACAGAGAAUAGAAAGCAUGACUGUCCGGCGGCCCCUAUGAACAAGCUUAUUGAAGACUUCCAAAGAUUGUUUAUCAUGUUUAUCAUGCUAUUCAAUGUUUGAAUAAUCUGUAUACAUUGUCUUAAAAUAUUGUGCGUAAUAUAUAAAAUGUGUUUUCAGCUGUGUAUUACCUUCACUAGUGAUCCAAUGGAUAUAUAUGUAAGACUCUGAACCGCGAUGGUACUCCAAACCGCGAUGGUCACGCUGAUGUGCGAUGAUUGGACGCUGAAGUGCGUUUUUGAUCAUGCUGAUGUGCGAUGGUUGGACGCUGAAGUGCGAUAAUGGCAUAGUUAUCUCGCUUCAUAAAGACCUUCGCACAUCAGCGAACGGACCAUCGCACUUCGGCGCAGACCAUCGCACUUCAUAGUGAUCAUCGCACUUCAGCGUCCGAAUCGCACCUCCGAGUCCUACAUAUAUAUAAAUGUAUGUUUUUCUACAUUGUUCGAAUACGCAAUACAUUUUCCAAUAAAUGUUUUUACGUUGUAGUAUCGUCACAUUGCUUGUAAAUAUAUAUGGCAUAUAUGUAUGGCAAUUAUUAUGAAGAAUUAUAACUUGUUGCUUUAGAAAACAUAGUGUAAUCUAUGUAUAUUACUUCUCAAACAUUUCAUCAAACUGAUUGUAUGUUAUUUUGCGAAAUUUUGUAAAAUCGACUGAUUGAGAUUAAAAUGGCGAGGUUGAGAUCUAUAAAUCUAUAUCAAAUCGGCCACAUAUGUAUGUGCUUGCCUCAAGUCAGGUUACUUAAAAUACAUGUAAAUGGUUUAAUUAUUUUGAUAAUUUGUUUUUGAUGGCAGCUCUUUCAUAGUUUCUGCUAAACUUAUUCAUAAUUUUUGUUAUUUCCUCAAAAAGAGAAUGACAAACUAUAUAAAGCUAACGUUGAGAAAAGAUGCACAUAGAAGUGUUAUGUCACAUUGGACUCGAAUGAAUUCCUCACGCUCCAACUUCGAUUUAUUUUCAAAUGGUUAUCAGGUUUAGUAUAUCUACAAUUCAAGCACAUUCUUCGGAUUUUUUGUUUGUGGGCUGGAAUUGUAUCUUCUUAAUCGAGUUAAAAGAUACUAACAUCAAUAAAAAACUAUGACCUACCUUUAUAUAAUUUCUUUAUCGAAAUACAGUUUAAGGAGUUAACGUGUCAAUUUAAAAGACUUCUACGUACUAAGUAUGCUUAUUUUGUUUCUUUCAUUAAAUAAAAAAAAAUCAUAAAACUAAACAUUAAAAGAUCUGGUUUCAAAAUGUAUAUACCUCGUUCAACUAACUAAACAAUGCCCGUUGUUUCCAUCACUAUUGUAACCGAUACAUAAAUAUUAAGAUUUAAAACACGCAGUCGCGUAAGUAUAAAAUAUAGUUACAAAUUGCUUUUUUUAAACCAAAGAAAUGCAAUCGUAAACCUGAUUUUGGUUUAAAAAAAAGAUAUUUAUUAUUUUUUAUGUAAGAUGUAGAAAACUGACAUGGUCUAUUUAUAUAAUGUAACUAUUGUUUAAUGUUGUGCUUUAUUCAUGUUGAAGAUAUAUUAUUUCAAAAAGAUUACAUUACAAUUUGAAAAAAAUAGGAGCCACUGGAUGUUCCAUUCUGACCUGGAAAUGAGAGGUUGCUUCCUGGCUAAUGUAGAAAUGUAAAUGUGAACAGUUUUGGAUUUGAAAAAGUUUAACGAAAUUAAUAACAUUUAUUCGUUUUUGUAGCCAGCGUAUUCCGGAACUAAAACAGUUUUGGAAAACCAAUCACACUGGUUAAAUGGUUUGAUGGUUUAAUGAUGAUUUGAUCAGUGCUUAUCAUAUUCAAGAUAUGUUUAUAAAGUAAUCAUAAAAGAGAAUAUUUAUCUUCCUGUUAAAAUCAAACUUAGACAAUUUCUAAUCUAUUCUCGGAGAUCAGAUAUCGGUAGUCUUUUAUACUAUUUGCAACACCAAACAGAGAUAUAUAUCAAACCUUAAACAUUUUUAUUUUGAUGACGAUUAAGGAUAUUUUAUCAAAUAUGUUCCUAUCAUAACGAUUAUGGUUACUCAAUGAUAAAAAAUAAAUUGUGUGCAAUUUUUAUUCACAGAAGAAUUAUUGUUUAACAUCAUGUUUUUCUAUACGAUAUAUAAACUUUUAUUAAAUUAUUUGUUUGUUUGCAUUUUGCAUCAACAUAGAAUUUAAUAUUUGCCGCACAAAUGGGCUUUGCUAUUUUUAUUUUCGCUAAAAGUACUUAUAUUUGAAGAUAAUUGGUCCGUUCUUUUUCGUUAGAGCAUAAGUGUAUAAUUAAAGCAAACUCUCCCCUUUUCUCUAUGAAUAUCCUCUACGGAGGGAGUUGGUAAACAUGGCCUUUAUCCUCGUACAAUAUGAAAAAAGGUUUUCUUUCGACAAAACAAUUAUGUGUUAAGCAUAAGGGUGAUUUGUCACAGUUUUUUCACUGUGACAUUGAUCUAAUGCAAGGAGAUUACAUAUCACCUUCUUAUAUUCUUUUUAUGUCAAUGACAUUGAAAUAGAAUGAAUAAAACAGGGUUGUCAAUCAUAUGACAUGAGAAUGCCCAAUCUUUUUUAUUAAUGUAUGAUGACGAUACUGUUAUUUUCUGCUAAAAUAUAAAUGAUCUUCAAAAAAGGAUAGAUGUUGUUCAUAUAUGUUCUGAAGGAUAUUAUUUGCAUAUAAAUAUGGUGAAAACUAGGAUUUUUUUCUCUUAGAAACAGAGGUGUUAUCAAACCAGAAGAAAAAUGGUUCAUCAAUGGGGAGUAUAUUGAGUUAUGUGAUGAAUUUAUAUAUAUCUUGGUAUGAUGUUAAAUUAAAAUGGUAUUUUUACUAAUAUGUUUCAAGCAUAUUGAAUUAUGGUAGUGAGGUGUAGGGAUAUCAUAAAGCAAUUGCCAUUGUAACUCUUUAUUUAUAUUUUUUAAGAGAAUUUGAAAGUACAAAAGAGUUCUACAAAUAACAUGGUGUAUUUUGAAAUGGUAGAGUUCCAUUGUAUGUAGAGAGGUUAUUGUAAAAUGAUGAAAUAUUGGUGUAAAUUGUUAAAAACUGAAAAUCGUAUUCUUGAAAUUUUUUACGCAGAAAUGCUGAAGGCUAGCUAUGUAAAAAGUAAUGAAUUGGUCAUGUAGAAUAAGAGAUUUAUUAUGUAAUUAUGGCCUAAGUAAUGUAUGGGUGACACAAAAUGUUUUAAAUGAAGAUGCUUUAUAGCUGAGUUCAAACAGCGUGUUACUGGUAUUCUAUUGGUGAGUCUAUUUCAGCGACAGAUUUAGGAAGCUUUGAUUCUAGAAAAAGAAUCCACGGCAAAUGAACAGGCUGACGUCACAACAAUGGUUUAAGUAAUAAUUCUUUGAGGAUGAAUAUCAUUUUAUUUUGGAAUGUAUUAGAUAAAAAGAUAUUCGUAUGAAGUAUAUAAAACCUUAUUACUGGAGAAAUCUAUCAGUAUCUAAACUUAUAGAAUUGUUAUCUGUUGGUUAUAUAAAAAAAAACUUAAUAAUUUUUAGAAGUAUUUAUGUAUUGCCGAAAGAAUUCGUAAUUUUUGAAUGUGUAUAUAUAUGUGUUAUACUUCAAGAUUGUAAAAAUAUAUUAAUUAAUAUCAUGCUCUUUCAUUUGUUUUGAAUUGUAUGAAUUGUACUCAUGAAUUACUAUAUUGUACUAUGUGAUGCUUACUAUAUUUAAUGUAAUAUUAAUUGUAAUUGAUACCUAUAAUACAAGUGAUUAUCUCCCCUUA